This is a messenger RNA of Mya arenaria, 3764 nucleotides long. RefSeq lists its product as uncharacterized. The record is from RefSeq and is a predicted model, not a curated record. Lineage: Eukaryota; Metazoa; Mollusca; Bivalvia; Myida; Myidae. Gene Ontology annotation, cellular component: adherens junction. Bases 75 to 1661 code for a protein of 528 amino acids. The transcript has 9 exons. Gene Ontology annotation, biological process: heterophilic cell-cell adhesion; homophilic cell-cell adhesion.
GAACGUUUUGAGUCAUGGCGGAUGCGGCAGGAAAUCAGUGAUAAAUUGUGACUCAGCGAGCAUUUUAGUGUUUUAUGUUUCGAAAACAAUACCUAAACAUGGAUUUUAUAAAGUUUUACUUCUUAACUUUUAUUUUAAUAAUUAUUUCACAUAAAGGUCAUGGAAAGGUCCAGCUGGGUACAAAUGGUGCCAUAACAGCUGUUCUGGGGAACAACACAUAUCAACUUACAUGUACUCAUAGUGGUUUAACAGAAUCACAGAUUGACGGACUUUCACUAAAGUUUGUUAAGGAUGGGGUAGUUUUGGUAGCUGUCCCUCCUCUUUCAUUUAGUGGCGGAAAUGUAUCAGUUAAUGCAACGUUAUCUUCAAGACUGUCAGUAGUGCGGUUUACUGCUAACAACCCUACCACGACAGUAACAUUCCAGUCUAUAGAGUGUGGGGAUGAAGGAACAUACACUUGGGAAGGGUAUUACUAUGAUCUAACAAUUGGUAAUACUCAAGUAUCCCAAACUUAUGAUAUAAAAGUGAAAGCUCUUCCAGUUUUAGUACCUGAGAAAUCUGAGGUGUCGUUCACACCUAACACCAACCUUGCCGUUGGAGACAAUGUCACAUUCACAUGUAGUGGUGACGUAGGAAACAACCCAAUUGGUGUUCUGGCCUGGUUCUACUACAAAGAGGGAGAUCCUUCACCAGUUGACAAAUCCAAAAAUGCCAUUUCAACUGCACCUCAAGAUUCUAGGGUGUGCAGCAAGUCAAGGUCAUCAACAUUGGAGCUGACCUUGACAAAAGAAAUGAACAAUAUGGUGGUGCGGUGUACGGUGCAGCAAGAUAUCAGGACUCCUGAUGGGGAAGGACAUAUACAAACAAAUGGUUCAUUAAAUGUGCAUUUCAAGCCAGUAAUCCUAAGUCUAGUACGUUUCCCGGAGCAAACACAGUACACAGAGGGCAUGGCACAGUUGAUCUUGACCUGCAUUGCAGAUGGCAACCCACUUCCCAGUUACUAUUGGAUGUACAUGGCAGAGGGGGCUGGGAAUGGUACCAUGCUAGGAUCAGAGAGUCAGUACACUCUCAACAACCUCACCUUGGAAGGGACCGGCAUAUACACAUGUGUUGCUUACAAUGAAAUCAAAGGCAUUAACCAGACUGUCAAUGCUAGCACUCAGAUUACCAUUAAUAAGUCGACAACCGUGCCACCCACCACAACACCACAAUCUACCACCACAGAUUCAUCAAAUGUCACCAAGAAGCCAGGCGGAUCAACUGGAAAUGACGAUGGAGAAUCAGCAUCCAAUGCGGGCCUUAUAGGCGGGAUUGUUGGAGGUCUGUGUGCCGUCAUCAUCAUCGCCAUCAUAGUAGUUGUAUGCUACAUACGCAAAAACAAGAAGGCUAAGGAGAUUGAAGAACCACCAGAGAAGCCAAGAAAGCCGGACCUCGUGGUUAAUGACCACAACUUGAGAAACAACAUGGCUCUCAACUCCAGCUUCAAUAAUUCUUUCGACAGUACAUCAGACAUUAAAAGAGAUGAUGGUCUCACGUAUAUUGAUCUUCAGUUUGACGAUAAGCCCCGUAGUCGGAGACCCAUACAGUUAUAUGACAAUCCACCAAACGGACAAACGCCAUACGCAGACAUUGGUAACAUGCCCACAAUGCCAAGGGUCUAACAUCUCUCCCGUGUUGUGUGUCUUCAUCAUGACUCUAUGUCAAUAACUUCGUGAAAGUGUGAGCACUGAAAGUGUAAUAGUGUGAAUAUAUAGACAAGUAUACGUACACGUUAGGCAUGAUGUCCUAAUGUUUAUUGUUGUUCAACAUAAACUAUAUAUAACAGGUACUUAUGUAUUCAGUAGGUACUGGAAAUUGGUCUUAAAUCAUAACCAUCAUAGGUUUAACCAUUCGGAUCAAUUUUCAAUCAUGUAAUUUUAAUCAAGGUUUAUACAAAUGUUUAAAAUAAGUGAAUUUAACAAUUAUACACAUGGAAGUUUGUUGUAUUUUUGUUACUUGAAGUAUUUUUUCAAAGAUAAGAUUAAGCUUUAUAACUGAAUACAAAAAUAUUCAUAGCGUUUUUUUUAUCCCAUCUUCUAUUAAUAGAGAAUAAUAAAUUCUGAGAUUAUGCAAUCAAUUAUCGGGGACCUCAAUCGUAAAUGAUCGAUUUUCAGUAAUACCCUAUCUUUAUGUUAUCCCUAGUAUUCAGUGGCCUUAUGUCAGUAUAAUAACUGUUGUUCACCUGCAAUUUAUGGUGCCCGUCUUUAAUACAUGUUGUAUUGUCUUCAGUUAUGUUGAAGCAAUAUCGCUGCAAUAAAUUCUACAUGACACAUUUACAUUAUUCACAGAUUAAACCGGUCCCUCUCUUUUAUAUAACAGAAUGAUAGGUAUUUUGUCUCACUUUUAUAUAAAUGAUUAUUGGAACAAAAAUUGUACUAUCAUUAUUAUAUAUUCAAGUGCUCAACAUUCAGUACCAAAUCUAAACUCUUGUCCCAAUCAUUGUGCCACGUUUUUAAUUAUUUUGAAAUUAAUGCUUAAAAUGUGGCCUAAGUUUAUAUAUAAUACCUUGCCUACUUGGACACAAACAAUUCCAGUCUUGUUUAUAUAGAGGUACAUUUGCAGCAUUUUAUUUUUUAAACUAAAUAGAAAUUGCUAGUUUAAUUUUCCCGAAUGCAGAAUUAAAUGGCAGUGACAGCUGUACUAGAUAUUGUUUUUUCUUAUAGAAUGCAAUUAAUUUCGCAAAAAGAACUUCCAAAGGUCUGGUGCACAUUGUAAUGACAUGUUAUAGAUUUAUGGUUGUGAUAAUUUAGUUGACAGAAUCAAAUUUAGUUAGUACAUUAUAAAUCAUAAAUAUUCUAGUGGUAAUGGUUUAAUCAAUUUUGAUAUAAUUAGAGUUUUUAUACUUAUUUUUUAAUUGAUGGCAUGAAAGGGAAGAAUUUAAAUCAGUUUGAUGAUGGCAUGUUUUAGCUGUAAAUUUAUAAAAUAUUUUUUUCAACCAAUUGCCUUGUGUUAUAUUUUUCCCCAAAAAAAGUUUUUAAAAAAUGUUACAUUAAGACAUAUCCGUUUUAAGGGACCACGCAUUUAAAUGUAUUAAGUUGAUUACCAUUUAACGCAUGUGAUCAUGAAUUUAAUCAUGAUAUUUUUUAUCUCAUUGUAUAUAGUGUAUAUUUGUACAUAGACCAUCUUGACACAUGUAAGCCCAUUGUUAAGUACUUUUACUUUGAACUUUUUAUAAUAUGCUUCCCCCUUCUCAUUGCAGUUUAUUGCCCUUCAACUGGCGGACACAUUUAUUUUCUUGAUAUAUUUUUUUAACAACACCGCAAAUGAUUUAUGAGCUUAUAUGGAAACUUUUUAUAUUUAUAUCUGACUAAAUCUGCUGCUUUUGAUAAGUUUCCAAUUUGUAUCCAUUGUAAGCCAUAAAAGAAGUAAUCUAGUCUGUAGGAUUUCUUGAUAGAAAAUUGAGUAAUCUCCCUUGUAUUUGCAACACUAAAUGGCCAGUGGUCUGAUAGGUUGAUUUAAAAAUAACCUAUGAAUUCCUUUGCAUAAACACAUUCGCUGUGAAUAAUAUCUUGAUAUUAGUAUUGUAAGAAGGGUGAAUGUUGAUUUGUUAACUUCUUUAACCGAACAGUUUUGAUCUGGAUAUAGCUUCUCUUUGAAAUGUGCUUUGUUAUAACGGUAGUUCUGUAAAUUUGUAAAGGAUUCGUCAUUGUAUAUAGCCAUACAUGUAAUCAUGUCAGGAAUAUGACAACAUAUAAUGAUAAUAAAAAAUAAAUUGUUAUAAUGUU